Messenger RNA from Pistacia vera, 4520 nucleotides. Its product is annotated as WD repeat-containing protein 11. The record is from RefSeq and is a predicted model, not a curated record. Bases 1 to 4026 code for a protein of 1341 amino acids. Gene Ontology annotation, cellular component: cytoplasm. Gene Ontology annotation, molecular function: protein binding. NCBI's taxonomy places the organism in Eukaryota, Viridiplantae, Streptophyta, Magnoliopsida, Sapindales, Anacardiaceae. The transcript has 20 exons.
AUGUCCAUCUCUACAAGACCACCACCGCCCGAUUCCUGGAAUUGCAAUUACAUGCUCCCAGGUCCACCCAGUCGCAACAACUUCGGAUCCGCAGAUUUAAGCUCCUCCGGUUUGUUAGCCUUUGCAUCCGGUUCCUCUGUCUCCAUUCUCGACUCUCGCUCUCUCCAGCUCAUCUCCACAAUUCCUAUUCCUCCACCCACCGCCACCAAUUCCACCUCAUCUCUCUCUCCUUUCGUCACUUCCGUUCGCUGGACUACUCUCACCCUCCGUUGUGACUUACUCUCCGCUGAACCCUCCACCUCGCAUCUUCUCCUCGCCGCCGGCGACCGCCACGGCCGCAUCGCUCUACUAGACUUCCGCCUCCGCUCUGUCAUCCUCUGGCUCGACCCUGACCCUAAUCCCAGGCUUGGGAUCCAGGACCUCUGCUGGAUCGUAUCCAAACCCGACUCCUACCUCCUCGCUGCGAUUAACGGAACUUCCAUUCUCUCUCUCUACAGCACGACAACUCCCGCCGCGUGUAUAUGGAAAUACGACGCCUCGCCUGAAUACCUCUCCUGCAUCCGCCGCGAUCCUUUUGAUUCCCGCCAUUUUUGCGUCAUUGGUUACAAAGGUUUCCUAUUGUCGGUAAAAGUUUUAGGACAGAGAGAGGAUGAAGUUGUAAUCAAAGAAUUGAAGAUUCCAACGGAUUGUACGGAAUUGCUGAAGCUGGAGAGGGAUGUGAGUGGCGGCGGCUUCUCUUCCACGUCGCCUGCUGCUGGGUUAUUCCCGCUUUAUAUGGUGAAAUUUGCUUUUUCGCCACAGUGGAGGCACAUUUUAUUUGUGACAUUUCCGAGGGAGUUAGUUGUGUUUGAUUUGCAGUAUGAGACCACACUUUCUGCUGCAGCAUUGCCGCGAGGCUGCGCCAAGUUUCUAGACGUGUCUCCUGAUCCCGAUAAUGACUUACUCUAUUGCGCUCAUCUUGAUGGGAAGCUCAGCAUAUGGCGCCGGAAAGAAGGAGAACAGGUGCAUGUAAUGUGUACAAUGGAAGAGUUUAUGCCUUCAAUUGGUACAUCUGUUCCUUCACCUUCAAUUCUUGCUGUCCUCGUCUGUCAAUCAGAGUCUACCCUCCAGAAUAUUGGCAAGUCUUAUGCACAUGCAUUUCGUUCUCCUUCAGCCAAUGUAGAUUUUGACAAUCCUUUCGAUUUUUCUGAUGAUCCGCUUCUUCUUACAAAGACACGUUUAAUCUCCAUUUCUGAAGAUGGAAAAGUAUGGAGCUGGCUCUUGAGUGCUGAAGGGGUUGGGGAUUUUCAGCAGGAUGUUAUAAACCCUGGCAUCCAUGCUGAUGUCACUGAAGUUCCAGUUUUGGGUAACUUUACUAAUGAUGUGCGUGCCCCAGAAGCAGUUAAGCAACUAGAACAUGUGAGUGGCAGCAGACACUGUCCAUCAAAUUCUACCUCCAGUCGGGCAGAUAUGUCAUUUAAGGUCAGCUUGGUUGGACAGCUUCAACUUCUUUCUUCAACAUUGACCAUGCUGGCUGUACCUUCUCCUUCUUUAACAGCUACUCUGGCCCGUGGAGGAAACUAUCCUGCUGUAGCUGUUCCACUUGUUGCUUUGGGAACCCAAAGUGGAACAAUUGAUGUUGUUGACGUUUCUGCCAAUGCUGUUGCUGCAAAUUUUUUUGUUCAUAAUGGUACUGUCAGGGGACUAAGAUGGCUUGGAAAUUCUAGACUGGUUUCAUUUUCUUACACUCAGGUGAAUGAGAAAACCGGAGGUUACAUUAAUAGGCUUGUCAUCACAUGUCUUAGAAGUGGGCUUAAUAGAACAUUUCGAGUUCUACAAAAGCCUGAACGUGCACCUAUAAGAGCCUUAAGGGCUUCUUCUUCUGGAAGGUAUCUUCUAAUUCUGUUUCGUGAUGCCCCUGUAGAGGUUUGGGCAAUGACAAAAAAUCCCAUUAUGCUUAGAUCAUUAGCUCUUCCCUUCACGGUAUUGGAAUGGACUCUUCCAACAGUUCCUCGGCCAAGUCAAAAUAGUCCUUUUAGGCAAUCAUCAAUGUCCUCCAAGGAUCAUACAGCCAUGACUACAGAUGGAGUGUCUUCAUCAUCAAAGGCAUCUUCAUCAGAUUCCAAGGCAGUGGGAUCUGAUGGAUCCCAAGAUGAUGCUUCUGAAAGUUUUGCAUUUGCGCUAUCAAACGGCGCACUUGGAGUUUUUGAGGUUCAUGGGCGGAGGAUUCGAGAUUUUAGACCAAAAUGGCCAUCUUCUUCAUUUGUUUCGUCUGAUGGAUUGAUUACAGCCAUGGCCUAUCGCUUGCCCCACGUUGUUAUGGGGGAUAGGUCAGGAAACAUCCGGUGGUGGGAUGUUACAACUGGACAUUCUUCCUCAUUUAAUACUCACAGAGAUGGAAUCCGAAGAAUAAAAUUCUCACCUGUCGUUUCAGGAGACCGUAGUCGAGGGCGCAUUGCAGUACUAUUUUAUGACAAUACAUUUUCUGUAUUUGACCUUGAUUCACAAGACCCAUUAGCAAAUUCCCUUUUACAACCUCAAUUUCCUGGAACUCUUGUAUUGGAACUCGAUUGGCUGCCUUUGCGAACUGAUAAAAAUGACCCAUUGGUAUUGUGUGUAGCUGGAGCUGACAGCAGCUUCCGCCUUAUUGAGGUUAAAAUAAAUGAGAAAAAAAUUGGCCACACGCCCCAGACUCGAACUAUUAGAGAGAGAUUCCGUCCUAUGCCUUUAUGCUUACCUAUAUUAUUUCCUACUCCACAUGCACUGGCAUUGAGGAUGAUCUUACAAUUGGGUGUGAAGCCUUCUUGGUUUAAUACUUGCAGCACAACCAUAAAGAAGAGACCCCACUUAAUUCCUGGAACUCCUUCAUCCACGAAGGAUCUUCGCAGUCACAUGAUUGGUUUACCUUCUAUUGGUGACUCAGUUGUGCCAGAGAUGCUCCUCAAAGUAUUAGAGCCUUACAGGAAAGAGGGCUGCAUGCUUGACGAUGAGAGGGCAAGAUUGUAUGCUACUGUAGUGGAUAAAGGCUGUGCUGCAAGGUUUGCCUUUGCAGCUGCAAUCUUUGGUGAAACCCCAGAAGCACUUUUUUGGUUACAGUUGCCUCAUGCUCUUAAUCAUUUGAUGAAUAAGUUAUUAAAGAAGUCUCCACAAAAAGCCCCUCUCUCAGCUUCUAGUUCAGGGCUUGAUGACACAGCUAUGCUAAGUAGGAUUACAUCAAAGGGAAAAUCAAUUCCAGGAACCAGAAAGAGGGAUUCUUUGAGUCAGGGUCAACUUAGAUUAAUGGCUUUCGGACAAGAAGAGUUGUGGGAAACUGCUAGUGAGCGUAUUCCUUGGCAUGAGAAAUUGGAGGGAGAACAGGCUAUUCAGAACCGUGUUCACGAGCUUGUCUCAGUUGGAAACUUAGAAGCUGCAGUUAGCUUAUUGCUUUCCACUUCUCCAGAGAGCUCUUACUUCUAUGCAAAUGCUCUUCGUGCUGUUGCUCUUUCUUCUGCUGUGUCAAAGUCUCUUCUUGAACUUGCAGUUAAGGUCGUUGCAGCCAACAUGGUGAGGAAUGACAGGUCACUGUCUGGCACUCAUCUUCUUUGUGCUGUUGGAAGAUAUCAAGAAGCCUGUUCUCAGUUGCAAGAUGCGGGAUGCUGGACUGAUGCUGCAACAUUAGCUGCCACACAUUUGAAGGGAUCUGACUAUGCAAGGGUUUUGCAGAGGUGGGCCGAUCAUGUCCUUCAUGUUGAACACAAUAUCUGGAGGGCUCUUAUUUUGUAUGUCGCAGCUGGUGCAUUGCAGGAGGCAUUGGCAGCACUUCGUGAGACACAACAACCUUACACAGCUGCUAUGUUUGUACUUGCUUGUCGUGAAAUUUAUACAGAAAUUACCACCAAUUUAGAAAAUUCAGAUGAUGAAUCUGGGUCAUCAAGCAGCAAUAUGUCGGUCAAUUUACCAGGGUUGAACCCAGAGAAUCAGGAUGUUAUUGCAGUUGGUGAAUACUUUGGACAAUACCAAAGAACAUUGGUGCACCUGUGCAUGGACUCUCAACCAUAUUAUGACUGAUGAAUGGCCUGGGUCGCAUUGCGUCAUAGUAAGAAGUUUUGGUGAUACUUGGUUUCUCAGUGAGACGGAAAGGUGAGGCAUUUAUUGAGGUAACAGGUUAUGCAACUCCUAUGCCAAAUUCUCUGGCAAUCGUGGGAUGUUUCUACAUGAUGAAGUUAGUCUACUUGAGAAAGAGGCUGAGCAUUUUUUGCCCAGAUUCGACUUUGCUGGAUUGUAGAAAACAAAAAUGGCGGAAUGGCUUAUAACAAAGUCUGUUGUAGAGAACAUUAUUGAAAGAUGAGUGAUAUUGUUGUAGCUCCUGUACAAAAUUUUUUGGCGGCCACAGGAUCUUCAAAAGGCAUAUGCUUCUUGAUGAUUGGCUGGUGAUUAUUCUGUAUAUUUACAUAUAGAAAAACGGAUUUUGCUUUCCGAAAAUUAAUUGUUUUGAGACAUGAGAUAAAAUAGAAAAAAUCAGCAAACCAUGUACUUUAUAUUUAGCCACCCAUUGUGGCAUA